This is a messenger RNA of Adineta steineri, 1428 nucleotides long. The record is from the annotation of a GenBank genome assembly. Lineage: Eukaryota; Metazoa; Rotifera; Eurotatoria; Adinetida; Adinetidae.
AUGAAUAUUGCUUGUACCAUUUGUUUGGAUCGAUUUUUUCUUUCAUCGACCAUAUCAGCAUCACCGUGUGGUCAUUUAUUUCAUGAUAAAUGUUUGGAUCGAUGGAUUAUUGAUGAACGAAAAAAGACUUGUCCACAAUGUCGUACAGCAAUAACACCAAAACAAAUCAUAAAAAAACUUUAUUUGAUGGAACCACUCUGUCAAACACAAAUGCCAGUUGGUGGUCAUGAUUCUUCCGAACUCUUAAUUCGACUGGAAGCACAAGAAACAAAAGUACUCGAAUCUGAACAACGUUGUCGAAAAAUUUUAAAUGAUUUACAAAAAAGUGAAGAACGACGACAAGCAUUCGAAAAUGAUGUUACAACAUUACGAAAACAAAUAACUGAACAAUCAACAAAACAUCAACGAAUAAUUAAUGAACGUGAUGCAAAAAUUAAUAUGUUAAUGGAACAAUACAAACAUAUUGAUUUAUCAAAUAAAAAAGAUGAACAAAUCAAAGCUCUACAAACAAAAUUAACUGAAUAUAGAAAUAUUGAAUUAAUUUACAAAGGUCUUGCAAGUAGUUUUAAAAGUGAAUUACAAAAAAUGGUUGGAUCUUGUCAAACAAUUCAUGAUAAAGAUCGUGUUAUGGAAGAAUUAAUACGUUAUAAUGUUAUAUUAAAAGAAGAACAUAGUAAAAUGUCUGAUGAUAAACAAGAUUUAAUAAGAAAUUUAGAUCGAAUAACUGCACAAUGUGAAAAAAUGCAAUUAGAUAAACGACAAGCAGUUAAAAAACAAGCAGCUUCAGUAGAUAAUACUAAGCAAGAAUUAGCAUCUGUUCGUCAACAACUUGAAUCUUAUCAAUCUCGUGUUAAUCAAUUAGAAUCCCUUUUACUUCGUACUGCUUCACCUGAUACACGUACUCUUGCUCGACGUGUUCUUCAUGAAAGUCCAAUGUCAGAUAGUGUUACACAAAAAGUUCGUAUUCGUUCACAAGAACCAUCAGAAUCAACAAAAGUGCCAUUAAUCGAUGAUGAAAGUUCAAAAGAUGAUGAUGAUAAUGAUUCAAAUAUGGUUGAUCUUACAAAUGUUCCUGAAUCAUCUUUCCCAUCCUAUUCUACUCAACAAUUCUCCACAACAACAUCAGCUAUUGAUAUUCUUCAUUCAAUCAUUCAAGAAACAACAUCAAGUCUUGAUUUACCAACAAUGAAAAAAAUGAAAGUUAGAAAAUUAGAUGAUGAUACAGAAGAAAAUGAUGAUUAUCUUGUUCGUCCAUUAAUUCAUAAUGAAAAAAAUUUUCAACGAACAUUUAAUAAAUUUGGUGGACAUUCAUCAAUACCAAUUACACGACGUAUAAGUAAUACAUCAUUUAAAUCGAAAUCAAAAUCAACAAAAUCAAAACCUACUUCAACAAGAAAUAAUCAUAAAAUAACAAAUUUUUUUGUUUAA